Molecule: messenger RNA, 1900 nt
Organism: Dermatophagoides pteronyssinus (European house dust mite)
Lineage: Eukaryota; Metazoa; Arthropoda; Arachnida; Sarcoptiformes; Pyroglyphidae
Biological process (GO): establishment of epithelial cell polarity; cilium assembly
Cellular component (GO): centriole; ciliary basal body; ciliary transition fiber
Source: RefSeq, a predicted model, not a curated record
UCCUACUGAUGAAAUUAUUUCGAUAAUAAAUCAAGAUGGACAACAACAAAUUGCAAUUACAAAUACAGUAACAUCGACAACAACAACAGCAACCCAACAACAACAACAACAAACUUCAUUGACUGUCCUACAAACUAAAUUACGUAUGCUUACAUUGGAAAAAUCAUUUCUUGAACAGACUGUCGAACAGAUGAAACGUAAUCAUCAGGAUGAAUUGACAGCUAUGGUUUCACUAUAUGAACAACAGAUGCGUUUAACAUCGGAAAUGUAUAAAAGACAUGAAAAUAUGAUUCAAGAAGAACGUGAUCGUAGAAUUGUUGAAUUAAAAAAUCAAUUGGAACAAUCGGAAAAGGAAAUGAAUUCAAUUCGUGAUAAAUACAAUGAACGUUUAUUAACAAUUGAACAAGAAUAUCAAAAUGAAAAUAAACAUUUACAGGAACAAUAUACUGCCACUACUAAACAAAUGAUUGAAGAACAUGAAAAUGAAUUGAAACGAUUAGAACAAAGAUUACGUUCGGAAAAUGAAUCUUCAUUGCAAACAUCAUCCGAUCUUGUUCGACAACAGGCCAAAAGUGUUACCGAAUUGAUGGCUAAAUGGGAAGAAAGUGCAUUUAAAAUUGAAAAACUACAACGUUCAGUAAUAGCUAAACAAGAGGAAAUGGCAAGGGAACAAAUGUUAAACAAUAGUGAUGAUGUUCUAGCUAAUAAAGUAUCUGAAAUUGAAGAUAGAUGGAAAUCGUUUUUAAAUGAUAUGCAACAUCAACGAAUAGAAUUGGAAACAGUAAUUAGAGAUGAACAUGAAAAGUAUUUUAGCGAAGAACAAUUGCGUUUAAAAGAAAUUGAAGAAAAAACUAAUGAAGAACGAAAAGAAUUGGAAAUAAUGCGGCAGAAAUUUGCCGCUGAAGUUGAUGAAUGGCGACAAAAAGAAAGUAUCGAAGCACAACAAUUGCAUGAAGAACGAAAAAAAUUGAAAGAAGAAUUAACAUUGUUCGAAGAACGCCGAUCUCUUUUGGAACAACUUUAUAAUGAACGUAAAAAAAUGCUCGACGAUGAACAACAACGAAUUACAAAACAAAGUGAAGAAAUUCUUAGAAAACAGACCGAAUUAGAUCAAAAAGAAUCACAAUUAAUGAAAUCAUUAUUAGAUCUUGAUCAUCAACAACAACAAUUACAGACGAAAAAAUUACGAUUUGAUCAGGAAAGAGAACAAUUGUCCAUGUUGGGUAAAACAUUGGAACAACGUGCCGAAGAGCUGGAAAAAUUAAGUCAAAUGGCAUUGAAGGAAAAAAUGGACGGUAUCAAUGCAAUGGAUGAAAUCGAACGAUUACGAUCGGAAUUGAAAAAAGAGACUAUAGAAUUACAAAAAUCGAAAACCGAAUUACAAAUCGAUCAACAAAGAUUGAUGAUAGAUCGAAAUCAAUUUGAACAACAGUAUAAAAUGUUACGAGAAUUACGUGAUUCAAUCGUUUGUAAUCUUUGUGGUCAAGCAUUGAAUCGUGGAAAUGCAACAUCAUGGACAAUGAUGGCUAAAUCUGGACCACAUCAGCAGGAUAUUGGAUCUGGAUUAUUUUACAGUCUCAUCAAUGGCGGAUAUAUAAUGCGUCAAUAUCAACAGUCACAUGCGAAUGUGGACAAAAACAACAACAAUAAUAAUAGUCACAGUAUAAGUCCAUGGCAAAGUUUUCGUGUACCAACUGCCGCAACAGUAAACAAUCGAAACGUAGAUGAGGAUAAAACAUUGCUUCUAUGGCAAAUGGCUGCUCAAAAAGAUUCGGCUGCGUUAGCCGAAGAGACUCGUUUUCUUAAAAUUUUAAUGAAUAGCCAAAUUAAUGUUAAUAAAUCCAAACCAUCAUAGUGUGCAAGUUAAUUUUAUUAGAUGUCAAUUAAAAAAAAUUCCAUG